This is a messenger RNA of Cryptococcus amylolentus CBS 6039, 1120 nucleotides long. RefSeq lists its product as hypothetical. The coding region runs from base 74 to 961 and encodes 295 amino acids. Gene Ontology annotation, molecular function: oxidoreductase activity. The record is from RefSeq and is a predicted model, not a curated record. The transcript is spliced from 12 exons. Lineage: Eukaryota; Fungi; Basidiomycota; Tremellomycetes; Tremellales; Cryptococcaceae.
AUUUAUACUUUCGAGGUAGUCAAGUCGCCAUCUCUCUCCCAGGAGCGACAGGAACAUUUACAGACAUUCAGCCAUGUCUUUCAAGAUCGACAACAUCUUCAACGUCAAGGACAAGAUCGUUCUUGUCACUGGGGGCGGUACUGGCCUCGGAAAGGCCAUCACAGCGGGCUUCAUUCAGAACGGCGCUAAAGUCUACAUCACCGGUCGUCGCCAGGAGGUGCUUGAGGCCGCGGCCCAGGAGAUUGGCGGACCUAUUGUCGCUAUCAAAGGCGAUGUGUCUACCAAGGAAGGGUGCAAGGCCAUUGCAGAUGCAUUCGGAGCGAAGGAGUCCAAGCUCGAUGUACUGAUCAACUGCGCUGGAGUCAUGCGAGGAUGGAAGACUCAAGUAAAAAGCCAUGACAAUGCCGAUGAGGUUGAGAACUUGCUGUGGGAGGGGCAUGACGACGACGACUUCAACUACUCAAACUCCAUCAACAUCAACGGUGUAUACUUUAUCACUGCUGCGCUUGUCCCGUACCUUCGCAAGUCAAAUGACGACCCCAGCGUCGUUGUGAUUGCUUCUAUCGCCGGUCUCGCCAACCAGAGAGCUAUGGGAACAGUCUCUUACGGCGUCUCCAAAGCGGGUGCGAUCCACCUCGGUAAGCUCCUUGCAGGGCGUCUUCACCCUAUGAAGAUUCGAGUCAACACCAUCUGCCCCGGCAUCUUCCCUUCGGAGAUGACUGGCAAGAAUGACUCUGGUGAGGGGCACGAAUAUGAUCUGGCAGAUGGUGCUGGAAAGGCUGCCAAGAGGAGCACCGUCGGUCGAGCGGGCAGGCCCGAAGAGAUUGUCGGUCCUGUGCUCCUUCUCUCAUCUGCGGCGGGUGGCUACUUUGACGGGGCAUUGUUGACGGUAGACGGAGGGAGGUUAAUGAGUGCUGGAAUCCACGAUGGAUUGAGGUUGCCCGAGGAUACUUACAUCUAGGCUAGCUAGGAAGAAAGUGGUAUCAGGACAUCGGUCAAAGAGUAAAGUUGAAUGACGGGUCGUAAUCCCGUAGGUUAUGUGUAGAGAUGAAUUUGUCCACAGCAGCAGUAGAGAAUCAGGCGAUGAAAUCCACAGAGUAGAUGCAGCGGGAAUGCACAG